Ectocarpus siliculosus is the source of this 393-nucleotide messenger RNA. The record is from the annotation of a GenBank genome assembly. NCBI's taxonomy places the organism in Eukaryota, Phaeophyceae, Ectocarpales, Ectocarpaceae.
AUGGGUCUCGAGGUGGUCCCGGUCCUCGGGGGGCUGGAGUCUGCCGCUGCUCUGUUCGCGGGGCAUGGGGUGGGCGUGAUGGUGGGCGUGGCUACCGUACUCUGGUCGACGGUGCUGAAGACGCCCAUCUCGGAGUCCUCGGGCGCCAUCAAGAGCGCCGCCGGCGUGGCGGGGUCGGUCCUGACGUUCCUCACCGUCACCAUGCUCGGCGUGAGGACCUACACGGCCGGCCCGGACACCCGCUACAUUGACUCCUUCCCCACCGGCAUUGCCCACCCGGAAGGUUGCACCAGGGUUGCCGAGACCGGAGGCAACAAGGGCAUCGCCGUGCCUACGUUCAAGGCCAGCGUGGAUGAAGUUCAGGCGAGCAAGCUCUACUACGGGGGCGGUUGA